AUGGCGGACUCCAAUGGCGACAGGGGUCCUGCUCAUUCGAGCCAGAAUGUGAACUCUGAGCCUCCAUCCAAGCGUCAACGUCUUUUCCAAGAUCAAUCAACAACGCACCCAAAAAUGUCAGAAAAUUCGGGUCAAGACGCCCAAGGCGGAAUUGCUGAGGCAGACAUCAAAAAAGAGACUAUUUUUGAAAGCAAGGCCGUUGAUACAAAAUUUGAUCCAGACAGUCGCGAAGCUGAAGCUGGUAUUCUUCAUUUUGUCAAUGAUAAUGGGUUGGGUUUUUCUGGAACCCUAAAGCAAAGAUACACGGAUUUCCUUGUCCACGAAAUUGCUCCGGAUGGAACUGUCGUUCACCUUACAGACGACAAACCACCGCCAUUCAACCCGCAUACCGAUGAGCCUGCUCAAAAACUGGAUCAAGAACCAUCUUCAAGUCGCUUUUCAAGGUUUGGCGCUCAAGACGUCAGGAUUGAACUUGCUAAGGAAGAGGCUGCAAAAAAAACGGCGGAGGCUUCAGCAGAUAGUUCAGCUUCAACAGAGAAACCCGACGCUUCGUCCAACGUAGAUGUCACCACACAUGCUGCUUCAGAAGCCGUGACUCCCCAAGUUGACGAGCCUGCGACAACCAACGGACCGACUGAUCCCAAGCAAGAGCCAAGCACUGCUAGUACUCCCGACAGCGAAGAGAAUCGUCAGAAGCUUAAUACCUACUUUGACCCCACCUUGACUGAUCGAAUCUACGCUCUGUACGAGGAGAUUCUUAAGAAACCCACUGCCAAAGCAACCUCUUUUGAAGCCGUUCUCACAGAACCACUUGAACGCCAUGUCCGAAGCCAGAUUCACGCUGAUAUCCGCCGCAUAUUUAAUUCUCGUUUGGAAACGGAGGCCGUUGAUCAGGGUAAGAUCAGUAUUGCCGCAGCUCGCCCGUCAAAUCCUCGAGCCGCUGCAAAACCUCGAGCACCUAAUCCUCGAAACCAAAAAGGUAUGUCCAGGGGCAAAGUGGGAUGGAAUGAGCUUGGUGGAGAGUACCUACAUUUUACUUUGUACAAGGAAAAUAAAGAUACGAUGGAGGUUGCUAGCAUACUUGCUCAAGCCCUCAAGGUCAACAAGAACACCAUCGGACACGCCGGUACUAAAGAUCGUCGGGCUGCUACGACACAGCGGAUGAGUGUUCCUCGUUUACUUGCUGCCAAUGCAGCAAAAGUAAACUACGGUCCUCGUGGACUUCGAUUCGCGCGAAUUGGCAAUUUCAAGUAUGAAAAAUACGGCUUGGAACUGGGUGAGCUCAAAGGAAACCAAUUCACAAUCACUCUUCGAGACUGUCAUUUCGGAGAUGAUUCGAGCCUUGAUGAAGAAUCGAGAUUAAAACUAGCGAACAAAGUUGUUGGAGAGUCAGUGCGCCAACUUCAAGAAGAUGGAUUUCUCAAUUACUACGGUAUGCAGCGAUUUGGUACAUUUGGAGUCGGUACAGAUGAAAUCGGCAAGAAGAUCCUCAAAGGAGAUUUCCAAGGUGCUGUUGAGUCCAUAAUGUCAUACAGCGACGAAACCUUGGCAUAUGCGUUGCGCGACACUCCCACAACUGAUCAAGUGAACAAAGACGACGUCGACCGAGCUCACGCUAUACAUAUCUUCAACACCACUGGAAAUAGCAGAAACGCGCUGGAAAAGCUACCUCGAAAGUUCAACGCCGAGGCUUCCAUAAUUAGAACAUUGGGAUCACAGAAGAACGAUCACCUUUCCGCCAUAAUGUCGAUCGCAAGGAAUCUGAGACUCAUGUAUGUCCACGCCUAUCAAUCUAAAGUGUGGAAUCUUGCCGUCAGUCAGCGCUGGACGAAAUAUGGAAAGCAGGUCGUUGAAGGGGACCUUAUCUUGAUCGAAUCACGCGCCGCGAUUGAAGCAGCUAAGAGAGAUGAGGUCGACGAGAACGGCGAGGUUGUUGUUCAUGCAGAAGGAGGCGAUGCAGGAUAUACAAAAGAGGAGAUUUUCGAUCGAGCCAGACCUGUAUCAGCUGAGGAGGUUGCCAGUGGCAAAUAUACAAUCUAUGAUAUCGUUUUGCCGACGCCAGGUUGGGACAUCGAGUACCCACAAAAUGAUAUCGGUGAUUUCUACAAGGAAUAUAUGGGAAGCGAUGCAGGAGGCAAUCUGGACCCUGCAAACAUGCGCCGCCCGAAUAAGGAUUUCAGUCUCAGUGGAAGCUAUAGGAAGAUGAUGGCGAAAGUGAGCGAUAAUUGCACAUUCGACGUGAGAUCAUAUCGCGCAGAGACUGAACAGAUGGUGGAAACCGAUCUCGAGCUUCUCAACAAGUUGAAGCAUGCCAAUAAGAAUGGCCAAUACAAGAGCCAGUAUAGUGGCAACAAGUCAAAUCCCUUCAAUGAAGCGCUGCAAGGGAAACAGCUCAACGAUCGUCAAUUCAAUGGAGUUAGAGGCGGUAAAACCGCUGAGCACGAUGCGCUGAGGGAGCAGGUGGUUGGCACUUCUGCACAUAACGCUUGGCUGAACUCUGCAGAUACUAUCAAGGCCCGGGACACUGUUCUCAGAGAGGCUGCGGAGGCGGAGGCAAUUGCAUCUGGAUCUGCAAUUACUUUACCACAAUUUACAGAAACUUUUGUCAAGACUUCUGCGGAUGAGGAACGCCGACGAACCAGUAACAAGGGAACUGUUGUUCAUGAAGCAGAGAAGCAGAAGGAAAAUGUGCCGUUGAAUUCAAAGGACAGUGGGGAACCAGCAGAUCCGACAAACUCGGCAAAUUCUGCGAAGCCAGACACGAAUAGUAGUGAUACUGUUAUGGUUGAAGCCACAAGCUUGGAGCCUGAAGUCGUGAAAACCGAGCCAGCAAAUGUGCCGACCGAAUCAUCACCGCUAAAGAGAGAAGCCGCAGAGAUAUCAGAGUCAGUUCCCUCAUUAGGGCAACCACCGGCAGAACAGGUUGUCGAGGAUGAACGUCCCGUACGGAUUGCUGUUAUUUUGAAGUUUGCUUUGCAGACGAGCCAAUAUGCAACUGUUGCGCUGAGAGAGUUGAUGAAGCAGGGUGGAGUUAAGUCUUACCAAGCAGAAUACACCAGUGCUCGCUAA
Glarea lozoyensis ATCC 20868 is the source of this 3069-nucleotide messenger RNA. Its product is annotated as Pseudouridine synthase. Gene Ontology annotation, molecular function: pseudouridine synthase activity; RNA binding. Gene Ontology annotation, biological process: pseudouridine synthesis. The record is from RefSeq and is a predicted model, not a curated record. Gene Ontology annotation, cellular component: nucleus. The transcript is spliced from 3 exons. Lineage: Eukaryota; Fungi; Ascomycota; Leotiomycetes; Helotiales; Helotiaceae. Bases 1 to 3069 code for a protein of 1022 amino acids.